CAUUCUUUCAUUAGCCUGUUGAUUUUCCUGUUGUGGCGCUGUAGUUCUGCCACCGUAAAAGCCUGAGAAGGAGGAGUGUAGCCUACCGCAGCACAGGAGACGUUUUACUUUACCACACCUCGACUCGUGAGCUGACCGUUUUAAAGAUAUCAUGUUCGUUUGAGGGAGAAAGCGGAUUCCACACUGAUGUUACGGCCCUACAGUACCUGAGGCAGUGGAAAUCUGGGGAGACGAGCAUCCACAGGAGAUUCAGUGAGAGGGAAGAGGUGACAUUCUAAACGUUAAGAGAAAGGAAUAGAACCGGACUUGGCACUGAGCCUUGGGGGACACCCAUCUUUUUUUGGGAUUGGACUGGUUGCAACGCUCUCACCAUUCCACCCUAAGCGGCGUUCUUGUUCUCCACCACGUCCUCCGCUGCCUGCAGGGCGUCCAGAGAGAACCAGGGCCUCCGGACCCACUCAGAGCAAAGCAGCAGCACAGCAGGGAUGAGCGAGUUCUGGCACAAGAUUGGCUGCUGCGUGGUGGCCAAACCUCCACCGAGAAAGAGGCGCAGGAAAAUCGACCGCAGCAUGAUCGGCGAGCCCACAAACUUUGUCCACUUGACACACAUUGGCUCUGGGGAGAUGGCAGAGGGCCGGGCCCCGUCAGGGCCGGUCCAGGAUAAGAUGAGGUCGAAAGGACCCAGUGCCAACGGCCGCAGGAGCAUGUUAUAGCUGCUGCCUACCAAGCAUGGAGAACCAUUUCCAUCCUCUAUGCGCCCCUCUCAUCCCAAAUCAAAAGCAGUCACUGCAGCGUAACCUGUUUCUAAUGGAGCACUUGGCAAACCUGAGAGCGGACCCUAAUAGAGAGCAGAGAGGCUCUUCCUGACGUCUGCAGGAUCGAUUUAGCCAAACAGGACGAUGCCCUUUCUGUGGUCACCACAAGAAUCGCCCUGCUCAGAGGAGGAUGGACUGAUGUUUUUGAUGCUUUUUAAAGAAAAGUAUUUGUCUUUCUGAUGGACUUUGGACUUCCACUGUAUUUCAGCCAACAACGUUUCUGUGUCAUGGCCAGCAAGCGUGUGUGAGAGUGUUUAGCAAAAUUUGUUGACUAACAUGGCUGAUUCCAUUUCAGGAAGUGAAGAUUGUUCUCAAGGAUCACCUGAAUGUUGUAAACCAUUGACCUACUGCCAAACAAAUAGUAUCCAAAAUAUCUUGCGUAUCUGUCUAAUGAAUGAGGAUGCACUUUUAUUUUCCCACAGUGCAUAGUUAAAGGUGUCUUUGUGUGUGUUUAUAAGUGCAAAAUGCUAUGUGAUUUUGUUGCUGUUUAGAUGCCAGUACUGAGUAGUGUUAUUUUGAUUGUACCAGUUGCCAUAGAGCCCCAUUUGGACUGCUACCCAGUUGCCAUAGAACCCCAUUUGGACUGCUACCCAGUUGCCAUAGAACCCCAUUUGGACUGCUACCCAGUUGCCAUAGAACCCCAUUUGGACUGCUACCCAGUUGCCAUAGAACCCCAUUUGGACUGCUACCCAGUUGCAAGCAUACAGAUAACUGCCAAAAUAAAGGAAACCCCAAUAUAGUGUCUUAAUAAGGUAUUGGGCACCACGAGCCAGAACAGCUUUAAUGCACCUUGGCAUAGAUUCUACAAGUGUCUGGAACUCAAUUGGAGGGAUGCGACACCAUCCCUCCAUGAGAAAUUAAAUAAUCUGGUGUUUUGUUGAUGGUGGUGGAAAACGCUGUCUCAGGCUCCGCUCCAGAAUCUCCUAUAAGUGUUCAAUUGGGUUGAGAUCUGGUGACUGAGACGGCCAUGGCAUAUGGUUUACAUCCUUUUCAUGCUCAUCAAACCAUUGUGGCCACUUGUGCCCAGUGGAUGGGUCAUUGUAAUCCUGGAAGAGACCACUCCCAUCGGGGUAGAUCUGUUUCACCCUACAGUAGGUAGAAGGUGAUCACUCAGAAUGGCUGUGUAUUUAUUGGAGUUUACCUUGUCCUCCAUGGGGUUGAGUGGACCUAAACCAUGCCAGGAAAAUGCACCUCCACACCAUAACAGAGCUGCCAAUAAGUACCCUCAUUUACUCAAGUGUUUCCUUUUAUUUUAGCAGUUCCCUGUAGCUGGUCACUGUGAUACACAAUUUACUAGCACCUACUCUGAAAAACCCAAACUAUUAGUCAGCGGGAAGAGUCUGUUAGUAACACGGGUUGUUGUUGAAAUUCGAAACACCCUGACCAUUACGGGGCUUUCCAGUGAUCUAUCCUGGAAUUAUGCCACUCAUUAAAUCAACUGCAUCGAAGGAACAUUCCAGAAGGUAGUUUGUUCUCUUGUCGGGGGGGAGGGGGAUGUCCACCCCAUUGAUCAGAAUGGAAAAUUCCAACCAUUUCACUGUGCAUUCCCCUUGUAAUUUCUAUAUGGCCUCCCACUUGAGCUUGUUGUAGGUGACGUGCCCUCCAAGCUGGCUUGUGACCCACAUGACAUCCACACGAUAGUGACAUACAUUCUGAAACCAGGUGGCAGUUUUAAACAUCUGAUUUAAAUCAUACAGUAGAAAUGAAAGUUUGUUUCCUGUACACAACUGUAUUUCUGACGUGCUUAGUAUACACAAUCUGUGAAUAACUCGUCACUCUCUGUAGUUUUUUUGCUAAGUGUGUCCAUACGGGGGAAAAUUCACCGUUUGAAUUGGAAUGUUUUUUUAAUAUUGUAUCUUAUUUGAUUUAGCUAGGCCAGUAUCCUAUGUGAUUUAGCUAGGCCAUUAUCCUAUGUGAUUUAGCUAGGCCAGUAUCCUAUACCAGAACAUAUGGCGUAUGGAUGGUGUAGAACAUGUACAGUAUGUUGUCCCUUUCACUAAUACCGUAUGUGUUUUAUACACUGGGCCUAAUGUUUACUUAAUGCUGAAGGGUGACUUUGCAUAUUGCUUGGUGGCUUUCCUAUCUUUGUUAGAGCAUGUAAUCCUGGGUAAAUUCUCAGCCUAACAGAAUGACUGCUGCCUUGAAGUUUCUUGAACAGUGUACAUUGGGAACGUCAGUCAUUUGAGUCUGUUGGCAUUUUAAGUUUCUAUCCCAUCUUUAUCAUGAUUGUUGUUAGACCAAAGCUUGAGUUCAUUAGAAAUGAUUUGUGCAACCUCUUGAUUCUUCCUGGAAAUACAGUUCACAUUCUGAAUAGAAUUCUGGGGGAGUAAUCUCUUCUGAUGUUGAAUGUUAUCACCAAAUGUGUUACUCAAUUUUCACUGCCUGGUACAGAAAUAAUAGAAUUUCAACCAACUGGUUUCAGUGGCCCCUAUGGGCUCUGCUGUGAACAUUUCUGGGAGAUUGUAUCAUUUUCAUUGAAGUUAAAGUGGGAAUCUAUAGUUGCUACAUCCAUUUUGGGAUUUAUAAAUUAUAUAUACCCAUUGAUUCUUGAAUAUCUCAUAAAUGCCUUAGUUCAACUAUAUUGUUGAUAUCAUGGAUGUUCAGUCCUUGCAUUAGUAGCUCUAUGAGUUUGAGAGCGGUUACAUUUCUCCAGGCCCAUUCUUCAGCAUUUUACCAAAACACAGGCAGGGUGACUGCUUUGUCAUUGUUUCAAUUAAGGAUUCUAGCUUUAAUCUCAAACUACUUCAACAAACACAUCUCACUGAAUCCAUCUGGUAUAGCACAAAUAUUGCAAUCUAAACAAAUGCCCUAAAAUAAAUGGAAUGUAUGCUAUA
Messenger RNA from Salmo salar (Atlantic salmon), 3649 nucleotides. RefSeq names its product CDC42 small effector protein 1. Lineage: Eukaryota; Metazoa; Chordata; Actinopteri; Salmoniformes; Salmonidae. Gene Ontology annotation, cellular component: plasma membrane. The record is from RefSeq and is a predicted model, not a curated record. Gene Ontology annotation, biological process: regulation of Rho protein signal transduction. Gene Ontology annotation, molecular function: small GTPase binding.